CUUCCUUCCUCCAACUUUUCUUUUUUUCUCCAUUUCUUUAGUUAAUUUCAGAAAGAAAAAGGUGCAAGAAUUACAAUGUUUAUUUCUUCUCUACAACAAGAUUUGUUUGAGUUGAUUUUUUGCAUAUGAUUGAACAAUCAAUGGCUGAACUAUAAACUUGAUUACGACUUGAAUUUCGAUAAAUAACGAACGAAGAUUCGACAGAAACGGCUCUGCAUUUGAGCAGAAAUGGCAGUGCUUAAGCUACCAGUUGCAGUAACGUGCGGAAGAACUAAUGGUACAGAAUGUGCAGCAAGAAGAACGUUAAACAAACCCUUUUUAGUUAAUUCUUCAACAUGGAACAAUUAUCUUGGAUCAACAUCUACCAAGAGGUCUAAAUUGAACAAUGUUAUUAGAAAUUGUGGGUUAUCCACUGACGGCAAAGCUGUUGAUUACAACCUAGAUUCUUCUAAUCUUGAAGAGAAAUUUGGAGAUCGACUCUCAAAUGAAGGAGCUAUUGCAUUGUCAGGGACAUCUAUUGAUCAAUCGCCAACUCAGGAUGUACAAACUGAGCUUAUAGUGCUUUGUUUGCCUGCUAUUGCUGGACAAGCAAUUGAACCAUUGGCACAACUAAUGGAGACAGCUUAUAUUGGACGAAUGGGUGCAUUGGAGUUGGCAUCAGCUGGCAUUUCUGUAUCAAUCUUUAACAUAAUAUCAAAGGUGUUCAAUAUCCCUCUCCUGAGUGUGGCAACGUCUUUUGUGGCUGAAGACAUCUCUAAGUAUGCAGAUGAGGAUAACACUGCUGCUGAAAGAAAGGCACUUCCGUCUGUCUCCACUGCCUUAGUUUUAUCUGCUGGGAUCGGUUUGAUUGAAGCUGCAGCAAUGUAUCUCGGUUCUGGACCAUUUCUCAGCAUCAUGGGUUUAUCAACGGAUUCAACCAUGCGCAUUCCAGCAGAGCAUUUUCUUAAACUUAGAGCGCUUGGUGCUCCAGCUGUUGUGCUUUAUCUGGCUGUGCAAGGCAUCUUCCGUGGGUUUAAGGACACAAGGACCCCUGUAAUGUGCUUAGGAUUGGGGAAUCUGUCAGCUGUACUUUUCUUUCCCAUCUUCAUGUAUACUUUUCAACUGGGCAUCACUGGUGCUGCCAUUUCUACUGUUGCAUCUCAAUAUAUCGUGGCCAUUUUGAUGUUAUGGAAGCUUAAUGAAAAGACAGUGUUGCUGCAACCAAACAUUAGGAACUUACACUUUGGUGGCUAUUUGAAAUCUGGUGGUUUCCUUCUUGGGAGAACUCUAGCUGCUGUUCUUACAGUAACUUUGAGCACAUCAAUGGCGGCUCGAUUAGGAGCAAUACCCAUGGCUGCCCAUCAGAUAUGCUUGCAAGUAUGGUUGUCUGCCUCGCUACUGGCAGAUGCCCAAGCUGCAUCUGGUCAGGCUCUCAUUGCAAGUUCUUUUGCAAGGAAGGACUAUGGCAGAGUUAAGUUGAUCACACAUGUAGCUUUAAAGACAGGAUUAGCUACUGGAAUUUUGUUAGCCAUUAUAUUGGGUCUAUCCUUUCCAUCUUUCGCGAGGUGCUUUACAAAUGACUCUCAAGUGCUAGACAUUGUUAGAUCUGGUUUACUGUUUGUUAGUGCCAGUCAACCCCUAAAUGCUCUAGCCUAUAUUUUUGAUGGGCUACACUAUGGUGUUUCGGAUUUUCCAUAUGCAGCUAUCUCAAUGAUGAUCGUGGGUGCUCUCGCUUCAAUAUUUCUGAUUUAUGCUCCUCCUAUUAUUGGACUUCCUGGUGUUUGGUCUGGUUUGACUAUUUUCAUGGGGUUGCGCUCAGUGGCUGGUUUCAUGAGAUUAUCAGCUAAAAAUGGUCCAUGGUGGUUCUUACAGGACUCACAAGAAAAUGAGGUUGCAUCAUCAUAGGACUGCUUUGAGAUGAGAAGCUACAGGCAUUUCGAAUGAAGUGAAAUCUUUUAGGGAAAUGGAGCUACAAUUGCACUACUGACCAAAAAAGUUGAUUGAAUACAUAAAUCAGCUAUGGUGUAAACUUUCUCAACUUCACCUUACCAAGUAAAAUCAUCUGUUACUAUGCUACCCAAACCGUAGGACUUCUAUUCUCUUACAAACUUUGUAUACAGCAACCAAUACCCUGUAAAUUUCAUUUCACAAAUAAAUGAAAGAAGAAUCUUCACAUGGUUCUUCUAUGUGUAGACCAAAUUGAGUGGAAGACUUGAUGUUUGUGGGGGAUGGUAAAACAAAAUUCAUGGGUGGAUAAUCCCAUAUUCAUCCUGAAUAGCUAGCCAUUAAACCAUAGUACUUAUUAGCUAUCCAACCUAGUCAAUAGAAUGAUAAAAUUUGUUUUAUUUUUUGGAUUUUACUUAUAUUUACAGUCACUUUAACCAAA
Molecule: messenger RNA, 2365 nt
Organism: Solanum lycopersicum (tomato)
Lineage: Eukaryota; Viridiplantae; Streptophyta; Magnoliopsida; Solanales; Solanaceae
Product: protein DETOXIFICATION 45, chloroplastic-like
Biological process (GO): transmembrane transport
Cellular component (GO): membrane
Molecular function (GO): xenobiotic transmembrane transporter activity; antiporter activity
Source: RefSeq, a predicted model, not a curated record